Molecule: messenger RNA, 1660 nt
Organism: Aspergillus piperis CBS 112811
Lineage: Eukaryota; Fungi; Ascomycota; Eurotiomycetes; Eurotiales; Aspergillaceae
Exons: 5
Coding region: 418-1569 (383 amino acids)
Source: RefSeq, a predicted model, not a curated record
CUACUCCGGAGUACAGGGGCUUUGGAUUCCGAAUAUCAGCCGUAAUGAAAAGGCACCGUUCGUUUCUCUCAACCGGCCAUUAUAUGAGGCUGGACCACAAAUCCUUUCAGGAGCUCCAGCUGAGCCUUUUGUACUAUCACUCUGGCCAAUGAUAGGUCUCAAUUACUCGCACACUGGAGUCAGAUCCCUGAUAACCUAUCUGACCAGGCCACCAUAGUCUUGAGCCGGAAGAGAUGGCACUAUGGCGUUCGCUUCGGAACAUACCUCAAGCCUGCAUACAGGCCAGUUUAUCUACCGGUCUUUAUAUUUGGGAGACCACGCAUUAGGGGAUCUUAACCUGAUCUCUUGAUUUCCCCAAGGGCACCGGACGAUAAGCGACUCACGGUCGCUUGCUGAGCCUCUGGGUGGCUCCCGGUCAUGACGGCAUCUGGGAAGCCCCUUGUGGUCACUGACGAGAGUCACCAUGCCGGCAUUGUCAUUGUUGUUGGGACUUUGGCCCUGAUAAUGACAUUGAUCUGCUUGGCUAUCCGUGUGUAUGUCAGAACAAUACUGAGCCCGGGGUUUGGACGAGAUGACUACCUAUUAUUUGUUGCUACGUCUUUCGCCAUUAUUCAGACCUCACUCGUCAUGUCAAACUCUGCCAAAGGGUUCGGGACAUCUAUAAGCCUUCUUUCUUCAGAUCAGGUCGUGAACGUUCAGCGGACGAUGGCUACUACAGAUACUUUGUUCUUGAUUACCGCGUUCCUGUCCAAGUGCUGUGUGCUUGGGAUGCUCUCGCGGCUAACUCCCCAGCGCAUUCACCAUUUCAUUCUUUACGCGAUACUUGGCUUGAGUAUCUGUUGGGUUCUCUCUUCAGUCCUGAUCAUCCUUGUCAACUGCGAAUUGAACAAACCAUGGGCAAGACCCAUAGACCACUGCACUGGUUUGUUCCAAAAAUGGGAAUACAUCGGUGCAACGGACAGCAUCAUUGAGCUCAUGCUCUUCCUAUUCUCGAUCCUCCUAGUCAAAAGCCUGCAAAUGCCAACAUCUCGAAAAAUUAUCGUCCUCUCUUCUUUCGCCGUUCGUUUACCUCUCAUUAUAUUCACCUCUCUACAUCUAUACCAUCUCAAGAACUAUGCCUACUCCACGAACCCAACCCUAGACAUCAUCGACAGCUACGUCUGGACCCAAAUGGGCAUGAACUACUCCCUCAUCGUAUGCACCUCCUUCUGCCUCGCCCCCUUCAUGCGCGCCAUCAGCGUCACCUACGGCAACGCAGGCGAAGUCACCCUCGGCACCAGCAGCGCUAGAUCUAAGUCAGGCAAAUACGCCCGGGAUGUAUCGAAACAACAAUCACAGAGCUACGCCUUGCAGUCGAUGGAUAAUCAGGAUGAGGCAGGCCACGGCUUGAACAACCCACGACGCUCGCAGCCGACCUUCGUGCCGGAGCAAUCGGCUGGCAUUUUCAACGCUACUGUGUCCGAUGGAUGUAGUCGAAGAACGGAUGGGGAUAGCGUGGCUAGUUCGGAGAGCACGAAGAUGAUUAUUAAGAAAGAUGUCGAGGUCACUAUUACUCAUGAGCCGAGAUAGUAGUUAUAUAAAAGUUCUUUUUCUUUUGUUGGGGUGGUGGUGGUCGUAAGUCGUAGACAUACAUUCGAUUUCUGGUCUACUUUCUACUGGG